This is a messenger RNA of Haplochromis burtoni (Burton's mouthbrooder), 6531 nucleotides long. It is a transcript of the gene cnnm4b, whose product is annotated as metal transporter CNNM4. The coding region runs from base 46 to 2430 and encodes 794 amino acids. The record is from RefSeq and is a predicted model, not a curated record. Gene Ontology annotation, cellular component: plasma membrane. NCBI's taxonomy places the organism in Eukaryota, Metazoa, Chordata, Actinopteri, Cichliformes, Cichlidae. Gene Ontology annotation, biological process: magnesium ion transport; magnesium ion homeostasis. The transcript is spliced from 7 exons. Gene Ontology annotation, molecular function: magnesium ion transmembrane transporter activity; sodium ion transmembrane transporter activity.
GAGUAGGUGACGUCAGUUCGCCUGUUGGCAGAGAGCGAAACAAACAUGGCGAUGGAUUCAAGUGGCUGGGGGUUUACGUUAACUUUAUUCGUGUUUUCAUACGUUUUUGCGACGAGGCUGGUUGAAGCUUCGGUUUCAGGCUCGAGGGAAACCACGCGGAUACUCGGCAUGAGGCUAGAGAAGAGCGACAAGCCAGCCGAGACCACCGAAAGGGGAGAUAUUCAGGUGACCGAGGGGAGCGACAUCUCCUUAAGGGUCUACGGGCUCCACUUGUUCCCCAACAGCUCGGAUAUCAUCGGGUUCGGUAAACUGUUCGUCAGUAAUAAAGAAGAUGAUGAUUUCUCAGAUAAAUGGUUAAACAGGACUUGUCCCAAAGAUCAGAAUGAUAUUGAUAUUAGGGGACCCAUGAAGGUAAACGACGAAAACACCUCAGGGACAGUCUCCCUCAGCAUCAAGCAGCUCCGUAAGAAUGAGAUGGUGAAAGUGUUCGGCUUGUGCGUCCUGGACGCCCGGGAUCAGAAGUGGUACCUGAUGGACGAAGAAGACGGCAGGCUGCGCGUGGUGGAAGCGAAGAAGUCCCUCCUGCCCAUCUGGCUGCAGAUUAUCCUCAUCUGCUUCCUGCUGGUGCUGUCCGGUAUGUUCAGCGGGCUCAACCUGGGACUGAUGGCGCUGGAUCCGAUGGAAUUGCGCAUCGUGCAGAACUGCGGCACAGAGAAGGAGAAGAAAUACGCGCGGAAGAUCGAGCCCAUUCGUAGGAAGGGCAACUACCUGUUGUGCUCACUGCUGCUCGGUAAUGUCCUGGUCAACACUACGCUCACCAUCCUCCUGGACGACCUCACCAAGUCCGGGGUCGGAGCAGUCGUCGCCUCCACUGUCGGCAUCGUAAUAUUUGGCGAGAUUGUCCCCCAGGCUCUGUGCUCCCGACACGGAUUAGCAGUCGGGGCGAACACCAUCGUCCUCACCAAGCUGUUCAUGCUGUUGACUUUCCCUCUGUCCUGGCCCAUUAGCAAACUCCUCGACUGCGUGCUGGGCCAGGAGAUCGGCACCGUGUACAACAGAGAGAAGCUAGUGGAGAUGUUAAAAGUCACCGAGCCCUACAAUGACCUGGUGAAAGAGGAGCUGAACAUGAUCCAAGGAGCGCUGGAGCUCCGGACUAAAACAGUGGAGGAUGUCAUGACGCCAAUCAACAACUGCUUCAUGAUCCACAGCGACGCCGUGUUGGACUUCAACACCAUGUCCGAGAUCAUGGAGAGCGGCUACACCAGGAUACCCGUGUACGAAGACGAGCGCUCCAACAUCGUGGACAUCCUCUUCGUCAAGGAUCUGGCCUUCGUGGACCCAGACGACUGCACCACCUUGAAGACCAUCACCAAAUUCUACAACCAUCCGGUCCACUUCGUCUUCCACGACACCAAGCUGGACGCCAUGCUGGAGGAGUUCAAAAAAGGAAAAUCCCACCUGGCCAUUGUCCAGAAGGUGAACAACGAGGGGGAAGGAGAUCCUUUCUACGAAGUGUUGGGGUUGGUCACCCUGGAAGACGUCAUAGAGGAGAUUAUCAAAUCAGAAAUUCUGGAUGAAUCCGACCUUUACACUGAUAAUCGCACGAGGAAAAAGGUGGCACCCAACAAAAACAAGAGAGACUUCUCUGCCUUUAAACAUGAGAGUGAAUCUAAGGUGAAGAUCUCUCCUCAGCUGCUGCUGGCUGCCCAUCGUUUCCUGGCUACAGAGGUGAGCUUGUUCAACCCAUCUCAGAUUUCAGACAAGGUGCUGCUGCGAAUCCUGCGUCACCCCGAUGUGAUCCAGGAGAUCAAGUUCAAUGAGAACGAUAAGCGGUCGUCCCAUCACUACAUCUACCAAAGGGGCAAGCCGGUCGACUACUUCAUUCUCAUCCUGCAGGGUCGAGUGGAGGUGGAGGCUGGAAAUGAGAACAUGAAGUUUGAGACCGGACCUUUCUCAUACUAUGGUAUCAUGGCACUCAGUGCUCCCACACUGGAGUUUCGUUCACCAUCCCAUAUCAGCGGCUUGAACCGAACAGCCUCGAUGAGUGGAGCCGACCGGAUGGAGUCACUUUCGGUCAGCGGCAGCAACAGUCAGCUCAACAACAGCAUCCCCAUGCAGCAGUACAUACCAGACUUCUACGUCCGAGCCCUCACUGACCUACAGUUUGCCAAGAUCACACGAGCUCAGUACCAGAACGGCCUGAUGGCAUCUCGCCUGGACAGCACGCCGCAGUCCCCCGAGAGCAGCCACAACACUAUUCGUAUGGAUCAGACGCCUCCCACCACCAUCGGUAACACCACCAUUACGGACCUGGGAGCAGACUCCACCCCUACGGAGAACGGCCCGGACGAGACGACGCUUCUCCUCCUCAAUGAGCAGAACUCGCCACACACAGGCAACCACCACAGCCAGGUGGAGAACAGAAUCUGACAGCCUCCACUGGUACCAGCCCUCCAUACUCCUACAUUGGCCCACGUGCACUACUACGCCCGGUUGUAUGCCGAGGAGGGGAGGAUUGUGUGUGUGAGUGUGCGUGUUUGUGUGAGUGGGAAUGCAGGCACAAGCUGAUGAGGCCCAAAGAGUCAAGCCACGUUCAUACUGUGUAAAUAUGCAAAGAUUAAACACACACACACAAUCGCGCACACACAGAGCAAACACACACUGAUGAGCCAAAACAUUUUGACUGUGCUUAGAGGAUGAACAGGAUAUUUACGGCCAUAAUGUUUGGGCUCAUCGGUGUACACACACAUACCAAAGUCUCCACACCUCUACCGAUCGAUGGAACUAGUAUCGCGUCAGUGUUUGCACAUGCCUCUUGAUCUGAAGGACCUGUUUGUCUGGACCAGAAAGCUCCUCCAUUUCUCGUUCAGAGGUGUUACCGAUUAUUUAAGUGUGUGUGGUGUAGUGUGUGUGAGAAAGAGUGUGCGUUGCUUCUAAACCACUGUCCCUAAUCAGAGACUCAGGGAGACUCCGCCCUCCUCCUCAUUUCCGGAUGUACGUAAAAGCAAGUGUGGUCGAAAGCCCCAAACCAGCCCAUCGCCGCAUGUGUAGCAACCUGCAUCCCCCUCCUCCAUACAGCUAGAGGACAAAGACGACCCGAGCAUGUCUGCGGAGUUCACACAAAGUAAUACGUGUACCAUAGAAAUUUAUAGUGAGAUAUUUAUUGGGGGGAUAUUGUGGUUAAAUGAGGAUGGGGAUGGGGUGGAUUUCUAUCUAUAGAGAUAUAUUUUCUCUUCCUUGUUUCCUGCAUAGAAACAGCUGGUAGCCCAGAGCCUUUAUCCCAGAGUUGUUAAGAGAUUUGCCGCUGAUAGACCACCAGUCUGUAUUGUGAACAAGACAAUCAACAUGAAUAUUUUGAAUGUGUUAAAUUAAAUAUGUAGGGUACGUUAACUGUGGCUGCCCUGCUCUCCAAAUGCCAUAUCUGUGUCACCUUUAAUUCUGUUCCUCUGAGGACAGACGUGGAGUUUCUAGAUGGGUUGCAGAGACGAAGGCGUUCGAGAGCAAAGAAUCCUUUCCUACUUUUUUUGGGGGUUUUUUUGUUUUGUUUUGUUUCUAAAGACGAUGGGUAGUCUGUGUCUGUGCGUGAGUUUGCGUGUACGAGACCAAAGCUGGCCAUCAUCUGACUUGUUGGGAGCAGAAACCAAAAGUGAGAAGCUUGAUCACCUCCUGACUGGAAAAUACUUUAAGAAAUCUGAGAGUUUAUUUAUUGAGUUUAAUGUCUGUGUAUGCGUGUAUAUAUUCUUGUUGAUUUGAAGGGGAGAAAAUGCAAUUUUAUUUCACCGUUUUGGGAGAUUUUACAUGUUAAAAUGUUUCUUUCCAUUCAGUGAUUAUGUUCGGGUUUGCUUUUUGUUUUUAAUGUAGGAAAAGGGGGUCACUCUAACAUAGUUUUUGUAUUUGUGUCUCCAAAUGCAACAUUAGCCACAUUCUGUCCGGUUUUUUUGUUUGUUUGUGUGUUUGUUUGUUUUUUGGUUAUAUUUUACCAGUUAUAUUUUACUGUACGCUCAGACAACGUCUUAAAGAAGAAUCUGAAAAUCUGUUUUCUGGUGGAUUUUUCUUUCCCUGAACUCUAACAGGAGCACAGCCGUGUUUCGUGGGUAUUUCUUUAUUUUGUGAUACUCUGCUGCUUUUAAGACACCCGUUGUAGAAUUUUAUUUACACACUAACAACUACAUGUAACAGAUGUUCACUUUUUGGUACUUUUUAUUAGGCUAUACUUAAAAGAUGGUCAUAGCCUUUAGGUUUGAAACACAAGCCCAAUGUGGAAGUGCCUUAAUCCUGUGUUCUUUCUAAUGGCCAGCAGGGGUGACUUCUCUGGUUGCAAAGAAAAUGUAAUUAUAUAAAAGUUUAUGAGGAAAUAAAUCUACUUUAAGACCACAGCAAAAAGGUUCCUUUUGAGUUUGCAGUCUGAAUUGCAAGUUUUUUAUUUAGUAUAAUUUGAUGUUUGUUUAGUAAAACAAGGUCCCAAUUAGAGUAAAAUUGUGAAUGCUUUAGCUCAUGGCUGUCUUUUGAUAAACAGGUUGGCAGUCCUUGGGCUCGCAGUUCCUCCAGUUGUCAACAGUAAAAAUAAAUGCACAACUUCAUUGAAGAUGAAGAUGAUAUAAAGUUUAUGGUUGCACCGCCUUUACUUUUUCUGUCAUCUUUGAGUAGCAAAGAUUUUUUACAAGCAACAAGUUUCCAGCUUUGCUCUAAAAGAUGUGACCAAGUCUUCUGGGAUAUGCAGGACACCAGGAGUAUGAUACGAAGCAAGCGAAAGGAAAGAUGAUCACAAGCUGGUGUUAAAAAAAUUGAUUUUUCCUUUUAUUGUUGCGGUUUUUGAGAUCGGGAGCAUUAACAUAACACCCAGCAGCAAAAAUGAUUUUGAAAUUUGAAGAAAUUAGUAUUACUACAUCUACUACUACUUGUUUUCUGGAUGGGGAAAUCUGAAACCAAAAGCAUUUCCGUUAUUGUGGAUUUUCCUAUCUUGUUGAAGUGAGAUGUCAAUGAAAGUGAGUUUCAGCAGUGGUGGGAAAGGCCAGAGAGGUCAGUACAUUUCCAAAACUUCAGCAAGUGCAACACAUGAUUAGAAUUUUAGUGUUUUUAGAAAAUAAACAUUUUUGACGUAGUUACAUGUAGUUGACUUAAUGUUGUUUCACAAAUUAUUAUUAUUUUAUUUCUUUCACCAAAUACAAAAGUGAUCCUCUAACAUUUCAAUGUUAGAUGAUGCAUUUUAUGUCUCAGUUGGCAAACCUACAACUUUUUGCACCAAACCAGGUGCUUUGUGAGUGUGACUUGUAUAUUUGAAUCAUUUAUUUGGCAGGUUUAAUUGCAUGUUACUGCCUACCAAAGACUAAAGUUACAGCACUGAUGCUGCUUAUAAAGAGGCUGUGGCUGUUGGCUGGCAUCUUCUGUGCAAAUAUUGCAGCUAAACAGUUUUGGGGAAAUGCAUUUCAAGCAGGCUGUGAAUGUAUUUGAGCACAUGGAAAUAUAUUUAGAAGGAAAAAAAGUGCUGCUUGAAUGAGAUUUUUCAUCUUUUUUUCACACUUAAAAUGCCACUAGAUAACGCUAAUGGGAAAGAUUGUCAAUAAAUGGUAACCGAAGUCAUCUAUUUAAUUAUUCAUAAAUCAAUCAACUAUCCAGGUUAGUUGACACCAAUUUGAAUCAAAUAUUGAAAGAAAACCAGCAGCCUCUCCAACGCUUUAAUGACAAGCCCCAGUGAGUAAACACUAGUUCUACUUUUGAAUCUGCAUUAGCUUCAUGUGCUCAUGUUUUACUCCGUUUCCAAGAAAUGUUUGUAUUUCUUGUCUUUUAAGCAACAAGUAAGAAUUUUGCAAGUGACAAAGAUUCAAAGAGUCCAUGGUUUUUGUGGUCUAAAAACAGAAGCAGCACACAACACACAGUUGUGUCACAAUGCUGCUGGUAACCCAAAUUUCAUAAUCAUAUUAUCACUGACUUCAUCAAGUGACUGCAAUAAUUUCACUCCCCGUCCACACAGAAGCUUUCUCACUUUCUCACUGCUGUGUUGGCUUCACUACUUUUUAAUGACUGUACUUUUUUGUGUGUUCAUUCCUGUUUUUCUUUUUCCUUGUUUUUUACUUAAAACACCACAGAGACACACGCAAACACACACUCCUAUUUCAAAGGACUGUAUUUUUUUCCAUGUUCAUGUUGGAGUGGCCCCCCAUCCCACACCCCCUGCUUUAAAUUGUUCUGGGUUUGGGUUUAUUAUGGUGCACGUGAAUGUGUUUGUCAGUGCCUAUAUAAUGUGUGUGUGUGUGGGGGGGAGGGUUGUUUUGUUUUUUUGUACCUCAGAACACUGUUAGUGAUUGUGGUAAUAACUUUUUUUUUUUUUGUCUCGAGUUAAAUUUGGGAACAGAGCGAAUGGAGCGACUGGCAUUUGGGGAAAAAUACUGAUUGUCCUUCAUUCUCUCUGGCAUGCUUUAACUUAAAUAUAAAUAGACACAAGGUGUAAAUACUGUUUUAUAAUUUCUGUCUUAAUGAGUUUUGAAAAUGAAGAAAGUUAUUAAUAAACCUGAGAUAUAUUUCUCUACAGAG